This is a messenger RNA of Chironomus riparius, 615 nucleotides long. NCBI's taxonomy places the organism in Eukaryota, Metazoa, Arthropoda, Insecta, Diptera, Chironomidae. The record is from the annotation of a GenBank genome assembly.
AAAAAACUUGUUUACACUCAAAAUUCAAACAAAUUUAUAAAUUUAAUUAAAUUCUACUAUAAACAAAAAGGUUUUGACAGCGGUAAUCUCUUUAUAAUAAUCAACAAAGAAGACACAAUCAAAAAACAUCAACUUACAGUCAGUAACAUCAAUUAAUUGAUUUAAUUAACAAUGGAAAAAGCCUAUGAUAAUGAAUUGGGAUUCGUCGGAAUCAAGUUUUGUCAAGAAUGCAACAAUAUGUUGUACCCAAAAGAAGAUAAAGACAACAAAAUACUUUUAUAUGCGUGUCGAAAUUGUGAUUAUAAGACGGAAACUGAAAGCUACUGCAUUUAUGUCAACAAAAUUAUGCACGAAAUUGAUGAAUUAACGCACAUCGUUCCUGAUGUUAUUUCGGAUCCAACAUUGCCAAGAACUGAGGAGCAUCCAUGUCCAAAAUGUGGACAUCGUGAAGCUGUCUUUUUUCAAGCUCAAACACGUCGAGCUGAAGAAGAAAUGAGACUUUAUUAUGUAUGUACGAAUCAAAACUGCAGUCAUCGAUGGACAGAAUGAAGAUCCAAUAUGAAUUUGAUCUUUUUGCUAUUAUUUCAAUAAAAUUUAUGGAGUUUUAAAGAUAAA